Owenia fusiformis is the source of this 3938-nucleotide messenger RNA. NCBI's taxonomy places the organism in Eukaryota, Metazoa, Annelida, Polychaeta, Sabellida, Oweniidae. The record is from the annotation of a GenBank genome assembly.
UAUACGUUGGUGAAGGAGGGUGGUGUUUUUAUGUAUUAUCUCCCAGAGUUCCAGCUUUUUUCUUUCAUAAAUGCAUUUAUGGUGAAGCUGAUAGAGGUAUAACACAUAUUUAUUACCUAUAUUCUGUUUAAGUACAACCUACUACACACUUUUCAGACUUCAUAUAUAAAACAUCCUGCAUGAUAAAUGUCAGUUUCUUUUUAUAUUUAGUUAACGGUCACUGCCUCUUAAAAGGCAUGCAUAACGUCAUCACAUAAAUCCAAUGUGCGAUGUGCAAUAAAAGGGUAUGUUGUCAUUCCAAACGACUUUCGGCAAAUAACUAUCAGACGUUCUUGAUUUGAUUUUUACCGAGAGGAUUUCUUGGUGUUCACAUUAAAUGGUACUGGAUGCCACAACCGACGAGAUCAUUAAAGUCAUUAGAGAGGCUGAAAUCAUAGGAGGGUAACGAUUUCCUGGAUCUGGAAUUGAUAACGUGAUCGAGGUCAGGGACAAAAGGAAUCAUAGCCUGCUAAGGACAACGUCUAUACCGGAAGGGAUAACAGAUUUUUAGAGGUUGCCAUUGUAUUGCUUGGUAAAGUACGACCUGCGCAGGCGUCAACCAAUGAGAUACACGGACAAAUAUGACUAGUGUCUCGAUAUCGUCACACAUCGCGACUUUGUUCGCACUGGUGUUUUGCUUAUUGGGCGUUACUCAAUUUGGGAUUACAUAUGGAGAAGCUGUGGACGUGACGAAUAAUUGUUUCAAAGCUCCGGAGCGUGAGAUUGAGUACUCUGAAAGUUCUAUUUCGGACAAUUGCGAAAACGUCUUGAUAUGUAUUGGUGACAUGAGCAAAACUUACAGUGAAGUUACAGUGAGUGCAGAUAUCAGCAACUAUCAAACGUCCCUCUGUAUUUUCCUUACACGGUUCAAGUUUGGUGUGAAACAAACUGUGAAUAUCAAAAUGUUGGCAAAUAUCACAGAAAGCACAGUUGUGUACGACGAUUGCAUAAUAGACACAUUUGCUCCAUCUAUAAAAUACGCCCCGGGUUUUUACGCCAGACGUCAUACUGUUGUUGUAAAUAAUACUGUCAUUCGAAAAUCUCUCUCUUCUGAUGGGUUUAGUGGUCUUGCCGAUGCAAAACUUGAAAAAUUGAGGAUUGGGGCAAGCAAUAAUGUUUCAUUUGAUGAUAUUCGUUUUAACUCAAACAGUGCUCCAUUGGAGUGGUUUUCAAUAGAAACUAGUGCUAGUGAAUUUGCAAGUAACAUGCAGCUUCCCUUAACAAAACGGCUUGGUCUUGGGUUUAAUAGUAUGACAUCAUUGCAAGAUGGCGCCAUAUCUAAUCAACCGGAAGUGAUGUAUCUGUAUCUAGAUAAUAAUAAUCUAACAACUCUGACUAACAAUGUAUUCAAAGACUCAAACAAAGAGACAAAACUCGACGUUAUCUAUUUGAAUGAAAACCAGAUAUCAAACAUUGAAAAUGAUGCCUUCAAGGGUCUCGGUGAUCUUUUGAUUCUCGACAUAUCCAUGAACAAGCUUCGCGUUUUAGAAGAUGGACGUUUCCGAGAUCUCCACAGACUCAGAGAACUACAACUUCAAUACAACAAGAUUUCUGAACUAAAACCCGGUGCAUUCUCUGGCCUUCAGAGUUUGAAAAAACUUAAGUUGCACUUUAAUGAAUUACCGGUUAUUAAGAAUGAAACUUUCAAGAGUCUUGGAGGUUUAACCCAUCUGGAUCUCAGCCAUAACAAACUAACAGCAAUCCAGGUUAGAGCGUUUUCUGGAUUGAACAAACUGGAGGAACUAGAUCUGAGGAACAACAGCUUGACAAGACUUCAAAAUCGUGUCUUUAGUGACCUCAUAAAUGUCGGAACAGUUUAUCUCUUUGACAACAAGAUAAAAACUGUCGAGGUUGAUGCAUUCUUCGGUCUAGGAAAAGUUCAUUCUCUAAACCUGCGAAAUAACACAAUUGAGAACCUAGAAGAUGGUACAUUUAAACCACUGAAAAAUUUAAUGACUCUCUUCUUAUCGUUUAACAAACUUACUAAGAUAGGUUCCGGUGUUUUGAAUGGUCCUCAGAUGCUCAGUGAGCUUCAUCUGAAUAGUAAUAACUUCAAGGAACUUAAAAACAAAACAUUUGAAAAUGUGGCGACUCUUGAGUAUCUUGAUUUAAAUGACAACAGCAUAUCUCAGAUUGAAUCCCAAGUGUUCUUCGGUUUAUUGGGAAUGGUACAAUUGAACUUCAAUAAUAAACUUAAAGAAAUGACUCCUGAAACAUUGGAACAACUCAUUAAAGCUCUCGUACACCCAGUUAGCAUAAUGACUAUGUCUUUAAGUGACAAUAAGAUAAAGGCACUGCCCGAUCAGACCUUUAAAUCUCUAACUAUGUUAGGCACAUUGAAUCUGACACAUAAUGACCUCGAGACAAUAUCUCCCAAUGCAUUUGGCGCUCCGGGAAAAAUUAUAAAACUCAUGUUAUCUGGAAACAAGUUCAAAUCUGUAAUGAGUAACACUUUUAAGGACUUUACAGGUCUGACGGAUCUUUACCUUGACUUGAACAAAAUCGAAUUUUGCCAGACUGAUGCAUUUAAGGGGGCAAAUCGUUUAAAUACGUUGUACCUUGAUAAUAAUGUUAUUAAAGAAAUAAACAACUCUGAUAUUUGGACAGGCCUUGGAUCGCUUAAAACACUUCGACUCAACAAUAACCAAAUCAAUGCGUUGCAAGAUAAAACAUUUAUUAAACUUAAAUCAGUUGAGAAGCUUAGGUUAGAUUUCAACCGAAUUGCUACCAUCAGUACUUUGGCAUUUGAAGGGUUAAACAAGCUCGCAAAUCUGAGUUUGUCCAACAAUAAAAUUGAAUCAAUUGACGGUGAAGUUUUCAGACAAAUCACUGGUUUGAAACAUCUUGAUCUAUCACAUAACUUGAUCAAGAAUGUAGGUGAACAAACGUUUACUCCCCUGGGUUCGAUCCAAGCACUGCUCCUCUUAGAUAAUAGAAUUGAAUCUUUCCAGCCAAACGCCCUUGCUCAUAUGAGUGCUUUGGAUAAAGUUCAUUUAGAGAAUAAUAGUCUGGCAAGCGUCCCACAAUUAACUCUAACAGAAAACAGGCAAAUCAAGUUGUACCUAACGGGGAAUGGCAUCACAAGUCUCCCUUUGAAUACCAACAAGCAAUUUGUGUAUAUCGAGUAUGAAAAGGAAGAGGCGUCUUGUUCAUGUGGACAGCUCAAUAAGCUGUUCAACACAUAUGAAUCCCAUUUCUUCCCAGUGAAAUGUCUCAAUACUGGAAUGACCCUUCAAUGGUAUGAUUUCCCUUGGGAAAAUCAACUAUGUUUUGCACCAAAGAUAAAUUAUAUUGAGGCUAAACUAGAUGGAUCAGAUGAACGUCUCCUUUGCGUAGCUGGAGGCAGUCCCAAACCGAAUAUAACCUGGUACGACACAUAUCCAGUCCAAGAUAGUUUACCAAUAAUGGGUGAUGGUGAUGCUCCUAUUAAUCCAAUCCCAGUUGAUUCCUCUCUCCCUGAAGCUAGAUACACUUGUACGGCUUCCAAUGAUUAUGGUUCAGUAAACCUUACCUUUACUUUGAGAGGACAACCAGGAAUGGUUUCGCCGGGAAAUAAUUCAGUGGUGAUUGGCCUUGCAGUUGGCCUGGCCGUGGCGCUUUUCUUGCUUAUCAUUCUAAUCAUCGUCCUUCUUUGCUUGAGACAGAGCAAAGUUGGAGGUUGGUCAAUUUGGAACAAACAAGCACCUGAUCAAGUUAACUUUUCUCGAUCUUAAUAGUAUGAUACGAUGUGAUGAAAUGGGCCGGAAUUUGAGGACGAGGGAGAUAAUAUAUUGAGACAGAUAAUUGACUUGUGAAAUCCCAACAUUGAAAGGAGCACGUAAGUUAUCGCAAAUAAUUUCAAACGAUUCUAACUUGAAUUAUGAAUAUUAUCUGAUCAUUAACAUGGGUCUAUCUUUUAG